AUGACUGAUAUUCUCAAAUUCAAGGCGGGUGUAGCCACUUUUGAUGAAACUUCCAAAAUCUGUUCUCCGACCCCUAUCAAGGGAGAAAUUGUUAUAAAACCUUCAGAAGAAGCUGAGGGAUUCUAUGAUUUCCAAUGGAACCCUCUUGAGAAAGUUGCAUCAGGCAAUGUGGAACCACUCGAGUUUAUUCUGAUUCCAGGUUCUACGAAGUGGUUACACAUCAAAUCUUGCAAAAGUGGAAGAGUGUUUUGCUUGAUCUUUUCAUCAGACGAACAGCACUUUUUUUGGCUCCAAGACAAAAACCAGGACUCUGAAAAGCUCAAUGAGCUCUCAGAAGCCGAUAAAGCAAUGGUACAGAAAUUCACGGAACUUUUGAGUUCUGAGGAUGAAGAAGAAUUAGUAAACGAACAAAAUCAAGAAACGGCCGAAACAAAAGAACAAAGCCAUGACCAAGAUGUUGACAUGGAUCUUGAUCAGCCCUCAAACCAACCAAUUGCUCAUAUUUCAGACUUUCUGCCCAAACAGCUACUUAUUGACUAUGUGGAGUCUCUCGAUCCCAAUUCUUCUCAACUACACAGCUUAUUGGAACAUUUGCCUCCAGAUCAACAUCGUGACAAAGCAGCUUUGAUUGAGUGUCUUCGCGGUCCCUUUUUUUACCAAGCAACUGACUCGCUCUCAAGAACAUUGUUGGAGGGUUUUGAGGCUUCUCUCGCGAUUUCGAAUGGCUUUGGGUACCAGUAUUCAGGCGACGGAAUUUUAGGAUUUCUUAAAGGUGUUAGGGCGAAGGCUAAGGAAGAGCAACGCGAUCAACCUAAACCUGACGAGGGGAAAAAGUGA
Molecule: messenger RNA, 837 nt
Organism: Lachancea sp. 'fantastica'
Lineage: Eukaryota; Fungi; Ascomycota; Saccharomycetes; Saccharomycetales; Saccharomycetaceae
Source: the annotation of a GenBank genome assembly